This is a messenger RNA of Hibiscus syriacus, 2948 nucleotides long. RefSeq lists its product as uncharacterized. The record is from RefSeq and is a predicted model, not a curated record. Bases 179 to 2728 code for a protein of 849 amino acids. The transcript is spliced from 9 exons. NCBI's taxonomy places the organism in Eukaryota, Viridiplantae, Streptophyta, Magnoliopsida, Malvales, Malvaceae.
UUUGUUUUGACAAAUAGAACUUGUGUUUCGGUUUCCUAUUUUCACGUUUUAGCAGAGGAGAUCCUUCACUUCAGUGCACGAUAAACAGCAAUGAAAAGCUAGUUUUCUUUCUUUUUAUUCUCAGCUUGCUGUUUUCAAAAUUUACCGGAGGAAAAUGGGUUAUUUGCAUUAGACGAAAAUGACAGAUUUUCAAGCUUUACAACAAAAACCUGAAUCCCCACUCGAUGAUGGAGCUGAAUUCGAAAGGGGUUUGGAGGAAUUGAUGAGGGGGCAUUUUGACGAUUGUAUGUCAUUUGCAUCAUGUAGUGUUAGUAGAAGUCCUGAUGAUGAGGAUGAUGAGAGUGAUCGACUUGUUAGGAGGAGGGCAAGGUCUGAUAUUGAAGGGGAUGACUUAGCUGAGUCAUCCGCAGCAAGAAGGCGACAUUCUAGGAUUUUGAGUAGGUGGGCUGCUAGGCAGGCUCAGGAAAUGAUAACUACAAUGGAGAGGAGAAACAGGGAGUCUGAGCUGAUUGAUUUAGCUGGUUUACAUACAGUUUCAAUGCUCGACUCCUCUUUCUUGAGAGAGCCACAGUCACCUACUUCUAGGCGACAAGGGGGUAAUGUUGACAGAUCCAGUACUCAGGCUUCUGCUAUUUUGCAAAUGUGGAGGGAGUUGGAGGAUGAGCAUUUGUUGAACAGGGAGCAAAGGAGUGCUGAUGGUAAUAGGACCAUGUCUAGUAUUACUCUGUCCGAGAGUCAUGGGAGUGAGAAUCAAGGGAGUGUUGGGGAUGUGACUGAGUGUGAGAAUGACUCUGCAACUUUGUCGAAUGAUCAGGGUGUGUCACAGAAUGAUCCUGGGAAUGACAAUGGGUCUAGUAGGGAGCAGUCUCCUGAUCUUGGGGAAGUUGAGAGAGAGAGGGUGAGACAGAUUGUUCGGGGAUGGAUGGAGAGUGAGAUUAAUGAUCAUUCAUCAAGUGUUACCCAAAGGGCUGGCAGUCCCAGAGCUGAAUGGCUUGGUGAAACAGAGCGUGAGAGAGUUAGAAAUGUCCGGGAGUGGGUUCAAAUGACAAGUCAGCAGCGAGGAGUUCGUGGGGUACAGAGAGAAGAUCAGGAAGCUACAAUUGGUGCACAAGUAGACCAUGUUCCUCAUAACUAUGCUACUGACCAAGAUGAAGGUCAACCAGAGCAUAUUCGUAGGGACUUGAGGAGGUUGCGUGGAAGACAAGCUGUAAUUGACUUGCUUGUGAGGAACGAAAGAGAGCGACAAAGGGAGCUUCAGGGUUUGUUGGAGCACCGUGCUGUAUCUGAUUUUGCUCAUCGUAACCGCAUUCAGUCACUACUCAGAGGUAGAUUCUUACGAAAUGAAAGACCUGUUGAAGAGGAGAGGCCACCUUCAGUGGCAGCUAGUGAAUUAAGUCAAUUAAGGCAACGGCACACUGUAUCUGGUUUGAGGGAAGGGUUCCGCAACAGAUUAGAAACAAUUGUACGUGGUCAAGCAAGCGCCAGUUCUGAAACUAUAUCUAGCAACGUCAUCAAUGAUUCUAGAAGUGAACUUCCCCAAACAAACACUUCACAAAAUGUCCAACAUGAAAACAUUGAGGAUACACAACCUAGGAGUUUGAGAAGUCACACUGAACAGUUGCCUAAUCAAACAGGAAGUAUGGUUAACAACGUGCUAGUUGUUGAAAGCAUAAGUUGGCAAGAAAAUGCUAACCAAGGUGGGAAUUGGCGGGAACCAACAACCAAUGAUGAGGGAGGAAACUGGCCACAGUCAAUGGAGGGAAAUGCAGAAGAAAUGGAUACAAAUGGGCAAGAAAGUUCAGUUAGUGAGUAUCGCCAAGAAAUUCCUGAAAAUGUAAAUGGAGGAAGUGAUUCUCAGGAAUCCCAUAGAGUUUGGCGCGAGGAUGACUCACAGGAAGCUGUUGAAAAUUGGUCAGAAGAGCCUUCUGAUCCUCCAAGAGCACGUCGUGCACCCCCAGUUAGAAGGUUCAAUAGAUUUCAUCCGCCUGAAGAUGACAAUGUGUACAGUAUGGAACUUAGAGAACUCCUGAGCAGGAGGAGUGUCUCUAAUCUUCUUCGAAGUGGUUUCCGGGAAAGUUUAGACCAAUUAAUACAGUCUUAUGUGGAAAGACAAAGUCAUUCUCCCAUUGAUUGGGAUCUGCGCAGAAACUUGCCAACACCAGCCUCACCACAGCAUCAUCAAGAGCAGCAGAGAGAUGAAACAAAUGAUCAUCAGAAUGAUGCUACCAACAGGCCUUCACUCAUGUUACCUUCUCCUCCAGUGCCUCCACCACAGCCGUUGUGGCAUCAGGAUUUGCAUCACACUAGCUGGUCAAGGCACAGCAUGCAUAGAUCAGACCUUGAAUGGGAGAUGGUUAAUGAUCUAAGAGUUGAUAUGGGCAGACUCCAGCAGGGUAUGAGCCACAUGCAGAAGAUGUUGGAAGCCUGCAUGGAUAUGCAGUUGGAAUUGCAGCGAUCCGUCAGGCAAGAAGUCUCUGCGGCUUUGAAUCGUUCAGCUGGUGAAAAAGGUUUGAGUGCAGAAACACCAGACGAUGGUUCGAAUUGGGGUCAUGUGAGGAAAGGGACUUGUUGUGUUUGUUGUGAUAGCCAUAUUGAUUCACUUUUGUACAGAUGCGGACACAUGUGCACUUGUUCAAAAUGCGCAAAUGAGUUGGUUCGUGGCGGAGGAAAGUGCCCUUUGUGUCGAGCACCUAUUGUCGAGGUAAUCCGUGCAUAUUCAAUUCUGUAAAGAGAUGAAGAACAAAAUUGGAAUUGAACAGUCUGUUAAAGGUCCAAAAGAGCCAAUGGCCAGAUAAAAAGGCCCCGAUUUGUAGAAUGUUGAGUUGAAGCUAGUGUUUUUCUGAUUAUUUGGAAUCGGAGCAGCAGUUGGCAUCAUUGAUUCAUCAUUCAUGCAUAAAUAAAAUAUCGUCUGUAAAUUCUUUUCUUCCCAUUUUAUGUUACUGAAUAUC